GUUGGACCGAGGUAAACACAGUUAGCCGUGGCUAGCGACUGUUGAAGAGCGCGUAUUCACCGAGUUAAAAUGGCAAAGAAAACGGAGUAUUUCGUGGAUUUUUGGAUGUGAUAACGAUAAACAAAUCUAUAUCCACGCUCCAUCCCUAGAUCUGGAUCUCUUUCCUCAGCCAUGUCAUCACGUGUGUUGCUGCGGCAGCAGCUGAUGCGAGAACAAGCCCAGGAGCAGGAGAGACGUGAGGCCCAGCAGCAGGCCUCUGUUUCUCAGCUCCGGGCCUCUGACUCCACUCCAGCUAUCUCUGUCACACUGCCUCCAAAUGCGGCCCGUCCACCUCCAGCGCAGGUGCCGGUGGAGGUGCUCAAGGUGCAGACCCACUUGGAGAACCCCACCAAGUACCACAUCCAGCAGGCACAGAGGCAGCAGGUGAAGCAGUAUCUCUCCACCACUUUGGGCAACAAAGCGGUUACUCAGACGAUGGGUGUGUCUCCCGUGCCACAAUGCAGUUCUGCCCCUGAAGUUGCCCCCACUGCCAGCAGUGCCCCUAACAGUCCCAUGGCUCUGCUCAACAUCGGAUCCAACAAGGAGGAAAUUGACGAUGUGAUCGACGACAUCAUUAGUCUUGAAUCCAGUUUUAAUGACGACAUCAUUACGUUGAUUGACUCAGGUCUCCAGCUGCCUAGCACGCUCCCAGGAAAUCUGUUGGAUGUGUACCAUAGCCCUGGAAUGGCAGCACCAACUCUCACUGUCAGCAACUCCUGCCCUGCUGAUCUUCCAAAAAUUAAAAGGGAAAUUACCGAUUCAGAUGCCAAAGCACUUAUGAAAGAAAGGCAGAAGAAAGACAACCAUAACCUCAUUGAGAGGAGGCGGAGAUUCAACAUCAAUGACCGUAUAAAGGAACUUGGUACCCUGAUACCCAAGUCAAGCGAUCCCGAGAUGCGCUGGAAUAAAGGCACCAUUCUGAAAGCGUCUGUAGACUACAUCAGGAAGCUACAGAAAGAGCAGCAGAGAGCCAAGGAUGUCGAGAUGCGACAGAAAAAGCUGGAGCAAGCAAACCACAGUUUAAUGAUGCGCAUCCAGGAGCUGGAAAUGCAGGCACGAGUCCACGGCCUUUCUACAAACAACAGCAUCUCAUCUAGUCUGAGUUCCGAUACCUCUCUGCUUCAGCAGCAGCCAAUCCCACAGAGCGGCCAGUCCCUUCCUACCAGCGCGGGAGCCGCCUCCUCCUUUAACCUACUCAGCCUGGGUGCGACAGCUGUUGGACAGCCUCUGCCGACCUCCUUCCUGUCCCCGCCCUCCUCAGACUCUCCUGCGGGAGUCACCAUCAGCAGCCCCCUGGACCUGGGCAGCCUGAGCUUUGCAGAGCUAGACGACACCUCCGCCUCAGCACUCUACCCCGACGUGGGCUUGGGAGACAUUCUCAUGGACGAAGGCUGCACCUUGUCUCCAGAGAGGGGGGACGAGUCGCUGUUUUCUCCUCUGUCACCAGGUGCCUCUAAAACCAGCAGUCGCAGGAGCAGCCUCGAUAUGGACGAGGACUUGUGAUGAGCUCUACAUGGUGGUCACACACCAAGAGAGAGACUGUCCAUAGGGAUAAGAAUGUCAGGAAGUGCAGCCUUGCUUCAAAUAACGCAAGUCUAUUGAUAGCACUGUUGAACUGAACUUUAUAAAGCAAAGCUAGCAAACAUUAAGAUCAAAACUAACGAACGUUGCAUCAGGAGAAAGUUCUUUGCCAUACAGAUGAAAUUGGAACUGUUCCUGUUUGGAGCUGUUUUAAACGAUUAUGUCUGGGUUUAUAAAUGCAAUCUUAUUAAAAAUGGAAUUAUGGUAUAAUAGGGACAUGCACAUAAGCAUAAAGAAAUUAUUACAUUCUUAAAUAGUUUUUAAGAUUUUCUUCAGAGAUUUAAGAGGGAUAUAAAGUUUGUGUGAAUUUUAUUAUGUGCUCAUUUAUAGGGAAGAAAGCUGUGAGGUUUCUUUUUCAUGACAUUGGCAUGACAAACUGAUCGAUAGAUGCCCAUAUAUAUAUACAUACAUACAUACAUACAUACAUACAUACAUACAUACAUACAUACAUACAUACAUACAUACAUACAUAUAUAUAUAUAUAUAUGUGUAUAUGUGUGUGUGUGUGUGUGUGUGUGUGUAUUCUUUUUUUUUUCAACUGACUGGAAUCAGGGUUUGUUAAUAGCAGUCUAGCAUGCUCAUUCUUGUUGGGUUGUUUCACCAGCAGCUACAGAAGGGAUCUUUGUAAAGUGAAUUGGCACAUUGUUGAAAUAUUGACUUCAUAUUGUAAAUAAGAAUAUUUUAUUUUGAGCAAUUUUAUUGCACCUUAUUUUAUGGCAGUCUAUGCAUUUAAUGAAAGCUUUUGUCUGUUUUAUUACUAUUACACACAGUCAACAGCUAACGCCCGGGAUGCAUGUAUUUGUAAUAAACCUUAAGAGCAGCCGAGAAUCACUUGCUGCUGCAGCUAGUUAGCCAAAGCAGGACUUCUUCCAGAGUAGCUACGAAUUACAAAUCAACAUUUUUAUUUUUUGGAAUAUAUUCAGUGAGUCACUAUGAGAAAUGCAGAACAAUUUUAUCCUUUUACAAUAGUACUGUAGUUGAUCACAUAUUUUUUUGAUACCUGAAUAAUACUUUGAUAAGUAGUUUCUCUUCUCCUGACUAAUAUCUGUGUUGUCAGUAAUUGUCUUCAUUAACCUCGGUGAUCACUGAGUGAUUUUAAAUGGUUAGCAUGUUCUACCAAGAUUGUGGCUUUUUUUUUUUCCUGACCAUCAAAAUUGAUAGAACUAACAAUGCAUUAUCGCUCAUUGUAGUAUGAACUCAGAGGGCUUCAGCCUUCUUUUACAGCAACCACUAUCCUCAUGUUAUAUAGUAAGGUAUAACUGUAUGCAGUGUGAAACUUUCAUUGCAUUUAUUAUUCUUAUGAGAUUGCCACAAACUUAAGAAAGGCAUUUAAUUUGUCAGAUGCUUAAUGCAACCUUAUGUACAGUUAAUGAAUGUGUGUUUUGAAAAAGUACCUGCAUAUUUGUGUGUCGUUUUGUUUUUUUACACUGAUGUACUGUAUCUGAGAAUUUGCUUUGGCUUAAACACGUCUUUUCAAAGUUAUUGAUAUGCUUGAAUUUUAAAUUAUUUUUGAGCCGUGGUAACAUACAAACAAAUCAAUUGAUGCAGCCAAAAAAAAAAGCCUUUUUUUUUUAAAAAAGAUCAUAAUUCUGAGUGACACUGAUUAGCAUUUACCUUUCAGUGAGGAAAAGUGGCUGAUUAAAGGUGUCCUCUCCUGUUAUUUCUCAACUUUGAAGGCACAUUGUUUUUGAGCUAAAAGCAAAUCCACUCCACAGCUCAGUGCCACAAAUUGCAUUGUUUUUAGCCCCAUAAGAUUAAAUACCAAUGGUCAACUUUUUCUGCUCAUACUUAACUGCUCUCCAUGAUAUUAACCAUGUCUUACCCCUACAUCUAUUUGAGUGCUAACAUGGACUGUUAAUCUUCUACGUGAUGCAAGUAACAUUUGUGUCCUGUCCUUACAACUUGGCUUUCAGAAGAUUGUAAUAAAUAAAUGAUUCCCACGGG
Scomber japonicus (chub mackerel) is the source of this 3564-nucleotide messenger RNA. It is a transcript of the gene tfe3b, whose product is annotated as transcription factor binding to IGHM enhancer 3b. The record is from RefSeq and is a predicted model, not a curated record. Gene Ontology annotation, biological process: regulation of transcription by RNA polymerase II. Gene Ontology annotation, cellular component: nucleus. The transcript has 9 exons. Lineage: Eukaryota; Metazoa; Chordata; Actinopteri; Scombriformes; Scombridae. Gene Ontology annotation, molecular function: protein dimerization activity; RNA polymerase II cis-regulatory region sequence-specific DNA binding; DNA-binding transcription factor activity, RNA polymerase II-specific. Bases 172 to 1542 code for a protein of 456 amino acids.